UUGCGCCGGCCCUGCUGGGUCCCGCCCCUUCGCCCGCCCUCCUCCUUUUUAAGCGCCUCCUGUCUAUCCUGAGCUCCCGCUUUCUGCGCCGCGCUCCCUCUUUCCCCGCCUUCCUUGUCUCCCCAGCUCCGCUCCGUUCGCGCGGCCACCCCGCAACCCCCGCCCAGGUGCCAUGGCCGCUGUGUACCGCCCCGGCCUGCGGCUUAGAUGGCAUGGGCUGAGCCCCUGGGGCUGGCCCUCACGGCGCAGUAUCCAGACCCUGCGAGUACUGAGUGGAGACCUGGGCCAGCUGCCUGCUAGGGUUCGAGACUUCGUGGAAAACAGUGCCCGCCUGUGCCAACCAGAGACUAUCCACAUCUGUGAUGGGACCGAGGCGGAAAACACUGCCACUCUAACCCUGCUGGAACAGCAGGGACUCAUCCGAAAGCUCCCAAAGUACAACAACUGCUGGCUAGCCCGCACAGACCCCAGGGAUGUGGCACGAGUAGAGAGCAAGACGGUGAUUAUAACUCCUUCGCAACGGGACACGGUGCCCCUCCCGGCUGGCGGGGCCCGUGGGCAGCUGGGCAACUGGAUGUCCCCAGCUGAGUUCCAGCAAGCCGUGGAUGAGAGGUUUCCAGGCUGCAUGCAAGGCCGAACCAUGUAUGUGCUGCCAUUCAGCAUGGGUCCCGUGGGAUCCCCACUGUCCCGUAUCGGAGUGCAGCUCACAGACUCUGCCUACGUGGUGGCAAGCAUGCGGAUUAUGACCCGGCUGGGGACGCCCGUGCUUCAGGCCCUGGGAGAUGGCGACUUUGUCAAGUGCCUGCACUCCGUGGGCCAGCCCCUGACUGGGCAAGGGGAGCCGGUGAGCCAGUGGCCAUGCAACCCAGAGAAAACCCUGAUUGGCCACGUGCCCGACCAGCGGGAGAUCGUCUCCUUCGGCAGCGGCUAUGGUGGCAACUCCCUGCUGGGCAAGAAGUGCUUUGCCCUUCGCAUCGCCUCUCGGCUGGCCCGGGAUGAGGGCUGGCUGGCGGAGCACAUGCUGAUCCUGGGUAUCACCAACCCAGCGGGGAAGAAGCGCUAUGUGGCAGCUGCCUUCCCCAGCGCCUGUGGUAAGACAAACCUGGCCAUGAUGCGGCCGGCAUUGCCAGGCUGGAGAGUGGAGUGUGUCGGGGAUGACAUCGCCUGGAUGAGGUUUGACAGUGAUGGUCGACUCCGGGCCAUCAACCCUGAGAACGGCUUCUUUGGGGUGGCCCCUGGCACCUCAGCCACCACCAAUCCCAAUGCCAUGGCCACAAUCCAGAGUAACACCCUUUUCACCAACGUGGCUGAGACCAGCGAUGGCGGCGUAUACUGGGAGGGCAUUGACCAGCCUCUUCCACCUGGUGUCACCGUGACCUCCUGGCUGGGCAAACCCUGGAAACCUGGUGACAAGGAGCCCUGUGCACAUCCCAAUUCUCGCUUUUGUGCCCCGGCUCGCCAGUGCCCCAUCAUAGACCCAGCCUGGGAGGCCCCUGAGGGUGUCCCCAUUGACGCCAUCAUCUUUGGAGGCCGCAGACCGAAAGGAGUCCCCCUGGUAUAUGAGGCCUUCAGCUGGCGCCAUGGGGUGUUUGUGGGCAGUGCCAUGCGCUCGGAGGCCACUGCCGCGGCUGAACACAAAGGGAAGGUCAUCAUGCACGACCCAUUUGCCAUGCGGCCCUUUUUUGGCUACAACUUUGGGCACUACCUUGAACACUGGCUGAGCAUGGAGGGGCUCAAGGGGACCCGGCUGCCCCGCAUCUUCCAUGUCAACUGGUUCCGGCGCGACGAGGCAGGCCACUUCCUGUGGCCAGGCUUUGGAGAGAAUGCUCGUGUGCUAGACUGGAUCUGCCGGCGGCUCGAGGGGGAGGACAGUGCCCGAGAAACGCCCAUUGGGCUGGUGCCAAAGGAAGGUGCCUUGGAUCUCAGCGGCCUGGGAGCCAUAGACACCACCCAGCUGUUCUCGCUCCCCAAGGACUUCUGGGAACAGGAGGUUCGUGACAUUCGGAGCUACCUGACAGAGCAGGUCAACCAGGAUCUGCCCAAGGAGGUGUUGGCUGAGCUGGAGGCCCUGGAGGGACGCGUGCGCAGAAUGUGACCUGAGGCCACAGCUAGCGAG
This is a messenger RNA of Kogia breviceps (pygmy sperm whale), 2116 nucleotides long. It is a transcript of the gene PCK2, whose product is annotated as phosphoenolpyruvate carboxykinase 2, mitochondrial. Gene Ontology annotation, cellular component: cytosol. NCBI's taxonomy places the organism in Eukaryota, Metazoa, Chordata, Mammalia, Artiodactyla, Physeteridae. Gene Ontology annotation, biological process: response to starvation; cellular response to insulin stimulus; cellular response to dexamethasone stimulus. Gene Ontology annotation, molecular function: manganese ion binding; GTP binding; phosphoenolpyruvate carboxykinase (GTP) activity. The record is from RefSeq and is a predicted model, not a curated record.